GUCUAAGAGCCCAUCAAGGUUUCGAGGGAGCAACAGCAUAUCUAUGCACUAACAGGCACGUUUCUCAUACUUCACUUGAUAUCUCACAGCUUCAAAGAAAUCUGUUUACAUACGGGGAAGAUCACGGCCUCGAGAUUUGAUAUGGCGGUCAAGGCGUUCUUGUCCAGCUGCCUGGUUUUCGGACUUGGUUUGGCUUCUGUCAUUCCUGAUAAACGCCUUACACAUAUAUCAAGAUCCCCUCUGAACGCAACUAACGUAACAUCUGAAUGCACUCACGGACCCACAUCUCGAGGGUGCUGGAAUGAUGAUUUUGAUAUUGACACGGAUGCCGAGGUAGAGUGGCCAAAUACCGGACGAACGGUUCAUUACUCGCUCGAGAUUACCAACCAAACUUUAUACCCCGAUGGUGUAGCAAGAGACAUGCUGGUCAUCAAUGGUCAAUAUCCUGGUCCAGUUUUGACUGCUAACUGGGGUGACUUUCUUGAAAUCGAUGUUACAAAUAAGAUGGAACAUAACGGUACAAGCAUGCAUUGGCAUGGCAUCACACAGCAAUCCUCGUGUACUCAAGAUGGCGUGAAUGGUGUCACUGAGUGCCCAAUUCCACCUGGAGCUACAAGGACCUACAAGUUCCAAGCUACAGAAUUUGGAACCACGUGGUAUCACUCUCACUUUUCGUACCAAUAUGGCGAUGGGGUUGUUGGGACCAUGAUCAUCAACGGCCCUUCGACUGUUGAUUACGAUGAGGAUCUUGGUACUCUACCAAUCACAGAUUUCUAUUACAAUUCAACAUGGGAUGUAGGCCAUGCUGCUGAAAGGACUGGUCCUCCUAAGGGCGACAACAUCCUUGUGAACGGAACUAAUAUCAACAACCUCAAUGGCGACGGAGGUUUCUAUCAUAACAACACCUUAGUCAAGGGAACCACCUAUAUGCUCCGGCUCGUCAAUACUGCUGUGGACAACGCCUAUAUGCUUUCUCUCGACAAUCACAAAUUCACAGUGGUACAAGCUGACUUCGUACCAAUUGAACCAUACGAUGCAGACUGGGUCUUCCUUGCUAUUGGACAACGUCUCGAUGUGGUGUUUACAGCAGACCAAGAUGAGGAUCUUCCAAAUUACUGGUUCCGGGCAAUGAUUCCAGCUGGCUGUGGUGGCAACUACAACAACCAAAGUACCGUCGCCAUCUUCAAUUAUCAAGGCUCCUCUCUCGAUCUCCCAACAUCAACCCCUGCGGACUUUGAACCGCGCUGCUACGACGAGGAAUCCCUCGCCCCCUACAUUCCCAAGGCCGUAUCCAGAGACGAUUUCGAAGCGACCUACAGUGCCCAAAAUACCCUUACCGUCAACUUGACAUCUGUCCCGCAAAAUGGCCACAAAGUCUUUCGCUGGACUAUCAAUGAUGGCUCUAUCGACGUCGACUGGGAGAAUCCAACCCUAAAGUACAUCGCCGAGUCCAACGAUACCUACAAAGCGAUCAAAGAUCUCAACCUGUAUGAAUUACCUGAUGCAAAUGUCUGGGCUUUUUGGGUGAUCCAGAAUAUCUUCCCGGUAGCUCACCCCAUUCAUUUACACGGUCACGAUUUCUAUCGUCUUGGCGCUUCUCCCAACAUUGCUUCAAGUACUCCUAUCAUCUUCACUGAGAAUAAUAUCGAUGAUCUGAACUUUGACAAUCCGACAAGGAGGGAUGUUGCGAUGUUGCCGGGCAAUGGAUGGUUGGUUCUCGCUUUCCGAACAGACAACCCCGGAGCAUGGUUGAUGCACUGUCAUAUUGCAUGGCAUGUGAGUGAGGGACUUGGUGUACAAUUCUUGGAAAGAGCGAGUGAAAUUGAUACGCGUAUGAGUAUGGGGCAUUUGAAGGAUGAUUGUGAUGCUUGGAGCAAUUGGUAUAAUGCGGGGCCAGCGACCAAAGACGAUUCUGGGUUAUAAGCUUGAGGUGGAGAGGGUACUCUGCAUUACUUGUUGGAUUAUUUGGGACUUUGCUGCAUUUUUGGAGGGGGGGGCAUUGUAUAACAUCGAUAGACAGUAGAUAUCAGGGUCACAAGGGUUCGAACAGGCUUGUAAAAGUAUUA
Messenger RNA from Mollisia scopiformis, 2066 nucleotides. RefSeq names its product laccase. The transcript is spliced from 5 exons. Lineage: Eukaryota; Fungi; Ascomycota; Leotiomycetes; Helotiales; Mollisiaceae. The record is from RefSeq and is a predicted model, not a curated record. Gene Ontology annotation, molecular function: copper ion binding; oxidoreductase activity. Bases 142 to 1923 code for a protein of 593 amino acids.